GUGGGACGUCCACCACCCCCUACACGAAGGAGGAGGAGGAGAAGAUGGCCGCCCUUCUACAGGAGAAGAAGGAGAAGAAGGAGGCCAAGAAGAGGGCCUUGAAGGAGGAGCAGGCGGCCAAAAUGAAGAAGAUGGAAGAAGAAAUGGCCAGGGAGAAAGAAAGGUUGAAAAAGGAAGAAGAAGAGAAGCUGAAGGAGGUGGAUGAAGAAGAGGAAGGACCGCCACUGCAAAGGAGUAGUGGGCAGCCCAGUAGUAAUACCGGUGGAAACCUGCAGAAAAGGAUCUCUGAAUGGGUUGCCAACCUGACUGUAGGAGAAGAGGAAGAGGUUAGUAUGUACAUCCCGCAGGAUCAGCAAGAAGCCGCCAUGAAGGCUUGGGAGGCAGAGAAAGACCCUCUGAAACGUCAAGCGUUGGAAGACGAGAAGAAGAUGGAAUGGAAAUUAGCAGUGAUGAGGGAGAAGAAGAGGAGAAUUGACAAGGCAGCGGAGGCGGCAGAGGCCUUAGAAGAGGUUAAGAACAUAGAGACGCAAUUAGCUGCCCAGCCCGAUCUCCCGAAUCAGAUGCGAGUCAUAGCGCGGAGCGUCGCAUGCCUGGCACGGGUUCAGGCAGACCAAUAUGACUUUAGCAGAAGUCAGGACAUAGCUGUGCGCUCGAUACGAUUGGGCUUUCGAGACAUUGCUCGUGAGUUGGUAGGCGCCGUUGGAGUCGAGGUGGGUCACCGCCUCGACAAGACUGAGCGUUUCUGCGCCGGCGCCAUUGAAGGCAUCAAGGCGGCAGCUCCCAAGGAGGAGGAAGCACGUCCUCCUCGCCGGGAGCCUGUCAAAGUCAAGUUCCCCGAUUCCUACAGCGAGAGGAGGGAAGAAAACUUUGAUAAUUGGGAGGCCAACGUUAAGACCUAUGUGCACUUGCAACAGGUCUCCCUAGAUCAGCAAGUCUUAAUUGCUAUCCACGCACUGAGAGAUGAGGCCGCCAGUUUUGCAAGGUCCCUAGUUCGCGCUGCCAACUGUAGUGAUGAUCCCGUUGCGUACUCCUCAUUUACGUCCCUCACCGAAUUUCUGAAGUUGCUGCGUGAACGAUUUGCUGAUGUCGCUCGCGGUGUCAAGGCCUCAGACAAGCUCCAAACCAUCCAUUCUCGUAAAUGGAAGAGUGCCAGGGCACUCAAGGGUACAAUGGAUGAGUUGGUGGCCGUCCCUAACCAUGGGGUCACAGAGGGCCAGGUGGUCAACCUCUUUUACCGGGCUAUGCCCGAAGCCUUUCGAGGGCAGUUCUUCGCGAAGAGCGAAGACCCUGCCACCACUUACGAUUCCCUUAGUCGUGAGGUGGUGGCUUUUGAAGCAAAGUCAGUGUCCCUGUCUACCUUCUGGCACAAAGACUUGGACAGGGGUAAGCAAURGAAAGGCCGCACUAUCUCAGGGCAGGUAAAAACCAAGGAUAGCCUUGUCCUGACCUUAGAUGAGGGUAGUGUGGAUGAGAUUCCCUACGACCAGAUUGAGUGGGGAUUAGAGGAGGCGGACAGCGGCGUAGGCCAAGGGAGAUCUUACGCUGCUGUCGCGGCUGGAGGGAGGCCGCAAGGAGGAAGAGGCCAGGGCCAAGGGGGCCGGGCCUCAGGGAGUCGAUUUCAGGGCGAUCAGGGGGUUGGCGGCAGAGGAGGAAACCGCCAAGCGGGAGGCAGGGGUCAAGUCAUAAUACAUUCACGUCAUCACGAUGAUGAUGAUGAUGAUGAUGAUGAUGAUGAUGAUGACGAUGAGGGGAAGGAGGAGGAGGAGGAGGAGGAGGAGGAGGAGAUUCGAUUUACGUCGGCCAGCAACGUGCACCAUACGAAGCACGUACUUCAGCCGUGGUCGCUGCAGUGACUGGCUUUAAACUUUAAAAGAGAGAAGAAUAAAAGAAAGGAAAAAAC
This is a messenger RNA of Chara braunii, 1900 nucleotides long. NCBI's taxonomy places the organism in Eukaryota, Viridiplantae, Streptophyta, Charophyceae, Charales, Characeae. The record is from the annotation of a GenBank genome assembly.